Messenger RNA from Closterium sp. NIES-65, 474 nucleotides. The record is from the annotation of a GenBank genome assembly. NCBI's taxonomy places the organism in Eukaryota, Viridiplantae, Streptophyta, Zygnematophyceae, Desmidiales, Closteriaceae.
GAGCAGCAAGCGAGCGGAGGAGGAUGUGGAGCGAGACAAGGCGUUUUGGGAGCAGAGUGUGUUCCAAGAGGAGGAGGAAGAUGCCGAUUUUGACGUGAGCAAGGAGGCGUGGGGGGGGAGUGGCAGCGCCGAGGAGCAGGAGGGCGUGGAACAUGCGGAGGACAAGGAGGUGGGAGAGGAGGAGGAUGCGGAGGCGAAGAGGAUAGAAGGUGGAGAGGUGGAGGAGGCAGAAGAUGAUGCGGAGGAAUCGGAAGGCGAGGAGGGGGAGGAGGAUGGUGGUGAUGACAGUGGUCGUGUGACAGUGGGAGGUGGGGAGGAGGCAGGGGGUGGGAAGGCGAAGCAGGAAGCAGAAGCAGGAGAGAAAGUGGAGCGAGAGGAGGAGGAGAGGCAAGGCACGGCAGGGGAGCAGGACGGGAGCGGAGGCGGCAGCAAAGACGGGGAGGGGGAGGGGAACAAGCGGAAAGGCGUGGGGAG